Molecule: messenger RNA, 747 nt
Organism: Trypanosoma theileri
Lineage: Eukaryota; Euglenozoa; Kinetoplastea; Trypanosomatida; Trypanosomatidae
Product: eukaryotic translation initiation factor 6 (eIF-6)
Exons: 1
Coding region: 1-747 (248 amino acids)
Biological process (GO): ribosomal subunit export from nucleus; maturation of LSU-rRNA; cytosolic ribosome assembly
Cellular component (GO): cytosol; nucleolus; preribosome, large subunit precursor
Molecular function (GO): ribosomal large subunit binding
Source: RefSeq, a predicted model, not a curated record
AUGACACUUCGUACACGCUUUGAGAGCUCUGAUGAUGUUGGUGUGUUUGCCCGCCUGACAAACGCCUAUUGCCUCGUGACUGCCGGUUCCUCGCAGAACUUCUACUCCGUGUUUGAACAGGAGCUCGCCAGUCACAUUCCUGUGAUCUACACAUCCAUCGGCGGCUCUCGCGUUGUUGGCCGCCUCACCUGCGGCAACCGCCACGGCCUCGUCGUGCCCUCCAUCACGACCGACCAGGAACUGCAGCACCUGCGCAACUCCCUCCCCGACAGCGUGAAGGUGCAGCGCGUGGAGGAGCGACUCAGUGCGCUCGGCAACUGCGUCGUGUGCAACGAUCACGUCGCCCUCAUCCACACAGAUCUCAGCAGGGAAACAGAAGAGGUGAUUCGCGACACUCUGCAAGUGCAGACAUUCCGCACUUCCAUUGCAGAAAACGCGUUAGUUGGAACGUACGCCGUAGCGACGAAUAAGGGUUGCAUGGUACAUCCCAAAACACCAGCGCAAGAUAUGGAUGAAAUUGCCUCACUCCUGCAAGUUCCCGUUGUGGCAGGUACAAUCAAUCGCGGUAGUGCUGCUGUUGGAUCUGGUCUCGUGGUAAACGACUGGGCGGCUUUCUGUGGAUUAAACACAACAGCUACAGAGAUCACCGUGGUGGAGCGUAUCUUCCAACUUCGUAGAGAUCUUGGUGGAGAUGAACCAAACUUGUUGCAACAGUUACGUGACACUCUGGUAGAUGAACUCGCUUAG